GUUCAUGGAUGAGUUUGAUCACAGCAUAAUUUGGCACAAGCAAGAAGACGACGCAGAGAGAUAGAGAGUAAAGUAAAAUGAGCAGAAAAUAUGGGAAAAAACAUUCCCUUCUCCAACGUAGUAGCCUUCACCUGCCAGCAAUGAUUUCGAUUGCACAUUCUUUUAGCCUUCUCACAUGCAAAAAUGAAUUUAUCCACCGUAUUCUUCCCUGCACUGCACAUGGAUACGCCAUUAAAGUCCUCCUCCUACUACUACUAGUGUAGUCAAACCUCCUUUUCUGCUUUCCCUUCUCAAUUUCAAGGCAGCAUUUUUGAAUACCCAGACAUUUUCUUGAUCCCAUAUCUGGGAAAAUCCAGCAAAAAGAUUUGAUUUUUAUUCACUCCCAGAGUUUUUCAUGAUCCGGAUUCUUCUUCAGUGAAAGAAAGAUUGUUUUUUUUUUUUUUUUUUUGUUUUGCGAAAAUCCAGCAAAAAAAUUUGAUUUUUAUUCACGCCCAGAGUUUUUCUUGAUUUGGGGUCUCUUCAGUGAAAGAAAGUUUGGUUUUUUUUUUUGCAAAUGCAAAGGGUGGGGGUUGAGGGAUUGGUACCCAAAGUCCGGAAAAGGGGCUGCUCGUCGCCGUCUUCUGCGUCGUCGAUAGUUCAUAGCUACAGAUUCAAGCGGGCCAUUGUGGUGGGGAAGGGCAGGCACGGGCUGGGAAGGUCCAGAUCUAACACGCCCGUGCCGACCUGGAGAACGACGCCGUUUCUGAGAGGCGGCGGCGAGUCUCCGAGGACAUUGCGGCCUGUCUCGGCGCGGAAGCUGGCGGCGACUCUCUGGGAGAUGAAUGAAGUGCCGUCGCCGGCGCCGGAGGGGAUGGAGGAGGUGGAAGUGAGGGGAAACAAGAAGACGGUGAUGAAGAAGGAGAAAAUGAGGUCUGCUUCUUCCCAUUUGUGCGAUCCAUCUCACAGCCCAGUCUCUGAGAGGAUGGAUCGAUCUGGAACGGGGAGUUACCAGAAGAGGAUGUCGAGUUCUUCCCACAGGUCGAGGACAGCAAACCACAACGUUGGAGUUUUAGAUUCAUUAAGCAGCGCGAGCCUAGUUGAGAUGGAGACCAGAUCCCAAACGAGUGUCUCGGUGGGAGGUGUUAAAAACCGUCUGAAAGAUGUUAGCACUGCUCUGACAACGUCGAAGGAGCUUCUAAAAAUAAUCAACCGGAUUUGGGCGCGUUCUGACCCGCCUUCUUCUAGCAUGUCUCUUGUCUCGGCUUUACAUGCCGAACUUGAAAGGGCGCGCCUGCAGGUAAACCAGCUUAUUCAAGAACAGCGUUCAGAUCAGAACGAGAUCAGUUACCUUAUGAAGUGUUUUGCUGAAGAGAAAGCGGCCUGGAAGAGUAAAGAGAAGAAAGCAAUUGAGAGCGCGAUUGAGUCCAUUGCCAAUGAACUUGAGGUAGAGAGAAAGCUAAGGCGAAGAUCUGAGAGCUUAAACAAGAAACUCGGGAAGGAGCUGUUAGAAACAAAAGCUUCGUUCACGAAGGCAGUGAAAAUGCUUGAAAACGAGAAGAGAGCGAGGGAAAUAAUAGAACAAACGUGUAGUGAAUUAGCGGGGGGAAAUGGUGAAGAUAGAGGCGAGAUUGAAGAUCUUAAUAGGGAAUCGGCAAAAAUUCAUGAAGAGAUUAAAAAGGAAAGGGUAAUGCUCCAACUAGCUGACAGAUUAUGCGAGGAAAGAGUUCAUAUGAAACUCUCAGAUGCCAAACAUGAGUUCGAGGACAAAAAUUCUGCAGUUAACAAGCUGAGGAAACAGCUCGAUACAUUCCUAGUCACAAAAAGCCCUAAGGUAAAAGGAAACGGCUCUGCAAAUUAUGACAUUGGCAAACAAAUUGCUGCAUACUUGAAUGAAACUCGGUUUAAUUCCUAUGAGAACGAGGAGAAAGAUGAUUCCGGGGAGGUAGUGGAGUGUGGCGAAGACUCAGCAGAAAGCGAGCUUCAU
Molecule: messenger RNA, 1963 nt
Organism: Ipomoea triloba (trilobed morning glory)
Lineage: Eukaryota; Viridiplantae; Streptophyta; Magnoliopsida; Solanales; Convolvulaceae
Exons: 3
Source: RefSeq, a predicted model, not a curated record